Molecule: messenger RNA, 2753 nt
Organism: Acanthochromis polyacanthus (spiny chromis)
Lineage: Eukaryota; Metazoa; Chordata; Actinopteri; Pomacentridae
Product: replication protein A 70 kDa DNA-binding subunit-like
Exons: 17
Coding region: 98-2113 (671 amino acids)
Biological process (GO): double-strand break repair via homologous recombination; nucleotide-excision repair; meiotic cell cycle
Cellular component (GO): nucleus; DNA replication factor A complex
Molecular function (GO): single-stranded telomeric DNA binding; damaged DNA binding
Source: RefSeq, a predicted model, not a curated record
CUCGCUGUUCUCGCGAUAAAUUCCAUACCUUUACCGUGAACCACGCAUAAGAAAAGCCGAAGUCUGCCGAUUUUGAGAACAACUUCACACAGGAAAUAUGAGUGUAAGACUCACAGAGGGGGCGGUUGAAGCCCUGUUCAAAGGUGUAGAGGUGAACAACCCCAUGCUGCAGCUGCUGAGCAUCCGUCAGAUCGGUGCGCCCUCAGCCUCACCCAGGUUCCGGCUUAUGAUGAGUGAUGGUCAGCACUCUUUGUCAUCUGUCAUUCUGGCCACGCAGUUGAACUAUCUGAUAGAGCAGAACCUCCUGGUACCAAACUGUGUGUGUUUGCUGAAGAAGAUCAUCAUCAACACAUUGGCAGAUGGCAGACAUGUGGUGAUUGUGAUGGACUUGGAGAUAUUGCAGUCGGCUGAGGAGACUGGAGGAAAGAUUGGAAAUCCCACUCCAUGCAGUGCAGAUGGUAAGAAUUCAUCUCCAAAGAAGGUGUCUUCAAGUACCUCUGUUUCAGCUUCCCCUCCAUCUGCAGCAGUACCUGGAACCUCCUAUAGCAGCAGCAACACAGCUUUUUCUGCUUCGGGAGGUCGAGGAAGAGGAUUUACAGGAAAAGCACCCGUGAACGCUUCGCCCAUGAAAGCUUCGCCCAUGAAAGCUUCGCCCAUGAAAGCUUCGCCCAUGAAAGCUUCGCCCAUGAAAGCUUCGCCCAUGAAAGCUUCGCCCAUGAAAGCUUCGCCCAUGAAGACUUCGCCCAUGAAAGCUUCGCCCAUGAAAGCUUCACCCAUGAAAGCUUCACCCAUGAAGGCCAACAGCGCCUCUCCAGCAAAAGCAAUGUCCAUUGCUAACCUCAACCCUUACCAAAGCAAGUGGACUAUCAGAGCCAGAGUCACCAACAAGUCCAACAUCCGCACAUGGAGCAAUUCUAGAGGAGAGGGCAAGCUCUUCUCCUUUGAGAUAGUGGAUGAAAGUGGAGAAAUCAAGAUCACUGCCUUUAACAACGAAGUGGACAAGUUUUUCUCUCUAGUGGAGCAAGGCAAGGUGUACUACAUCUCCAAGGCGACACUUAAGGCGGCUAACAAACAGUACACGACGCUGAAGCACGAGUACGAGAUGACCCUCCACGCUAAUUCAUCCAUUGUGCCGUGUGAUGACAUUCAGGGUGUCCCCACACUCAACUGUGACUUUGUGCCCAUCGCCGAGCUGGAAAACAGAGACAAAGAUGCUAUCAUUGAUUUGAUUGGAGUGUGUAAGAGUGCUGAGGAUGUAUCCCGUAUCACCACUAAGUCCAGCAGAGAAGUCUCCAAGAGGGAACUCAGCCUAAUAGACACAACCGGCAAAGUGGUGACAGUCACACUGUGGGGAGACGAGGCGGAAAAGUUUGACAGCUCUGGGCAGCCUGUGGUUGCCAUCAAAGGAGCUCGCUUGUCUGAUUUUGGGGGCAGAUCUCUCUCUGCUUUGUUCAGCUCAACAGUCAUGGUCAACCCAGACAUACCAGAGGCCUUUAGACUGAGGGCGUGGUAUGACAAGGAAGGCUAUGCACUCGACAGCCAGUCACUGACAGAGACGAGGUCAUCAGUUAGUGGCUCAAGGAUGAACUGGAAAAUGCUGAGUGAUGUUAAGAGUGAAAGCAUGGGACAUGGAGAGAAGGCGGACUAUUUCAGCUGCAUAGCAACAGUGGUGUACAUACGCAAGGAGAAUUGUCUGUACCAGGCCUGUCCAUCUGCCGACUGCAACAAGAAAGUCAUUGACCAACAGAAUGGACUGUACCGCUGCGAGAAGUGUAACCGAGACUUCCCCAACUUCAAAUACAGACUCUUACUUUCUGCCAACUUAGCAGACUUCGGGGAUAACCAGUGGGUGACAUGCUUCCAGGAGACGGCUGAGGUCCUGUUAGGCCACAGUGCAGAAGCACUGGGACAGCUUAGAGACACAGACGAAGAUGCAUUUGAUGAAGUCUUCCAGAAAGCCACCUUCAGAACUCACAUCUUUAAAAACCGAGCCAAGCUGGAGACGUACAACGAUGAGUGUCGAGUGAAGGUAACUGUAUUGGAAGUCCUACCGGUCAACCACAGGGAAUACAGCAGGAGACUGCUCAGUAACAUCCACAAAUUGGCGAGCUGAACUGCAUCCCAGUCAUCCAAAUGGCUGCCUGGUAAUUAAACAUGUCUUCGAUUGGUCUCUGACUGGUCUGUGACUUGUGUGUUUGACUUUUACCACCUGUGAGAUAACGGCGUAUCUGACUGAAGCAGCAGAGGGGCGACCAGUGAUUCAUCUGACUUAAUGGCAGCCAAACAAAAGACUGAUAUUUAGUUGUUCACGUCCUUCACCAGGCCCGCUGUGAAAUUAUGGAAACAUUAUGGAAAUGACUUUUACCUUUUAAUUUAAUGCCAUUUUGACAUUUUAGAGUGGGUUGACUGUUCGUUAACAGAACUGUGUUUUAGACCUGCGUACAUUUUCAAGUCUCACGUGUUGCAUACAUACUAAAGUCACACUGUUUCUGUUUCUUCUUAAAAGUGACUCAUGUCUUUGAUUUUAAUGUGUGUUGGUGAUGCUCAGUGUUAGUUGAAUAAGAUGUAGAUGAGUCAUGUUUAUUUAAUUUUUGGUUUGUUUUUAAAAGGCAUGCAUGUUUAGAGUGUAUUCACAAUGUCUUCUCCUUGUUCAAAGUAUAUUUUAAAAAGAAAACACAUUCGGUUUUGCUUUCUAGGCUUCCAAAAUAAUGUCCAGCAAGAGAAGUGAUUAAAAGGACAUUUGAUAAAAGCAG